AUGUAACAUAGACCUUAGUCAUCAAUAAUUAAGUUGAAUCUGAGGCUUCUGAUGUUCGAUCUAGAGAAUCAAUAUCUCGUCUAAUGUUCACUCUAAAGCCAAACAAAGUUAUAAGUUCUCCAACUAAAACGCUUUGUUGAUGGAGAGACUCUUUAUAUUUAGAAUCUAUUAUAUAAUAAGAAGUCAAUAUAUUGUGUAUCAAGAAUAUUUAAUUAAGAACCAUGCCUUAAAAAUUAGAGGUAAUUAAUAUGCAUUUUGAACUUUUUUAGAAUCAUAUUUAAUAUAUAGAGAAAGUUGAUUGAUUUGAAUUACAUACUUAUCUAUUAGGAUUAACUACUGCAAAUUAAGAAGGAAGUAUAGUGUCAAUGUUGAAAGCAAAAAUUUGAGAAUAACCCUAAUAAAUAUCUGAGCUUACUGAAGGCUUAAAAAUACGAUGCAAAUCAGUGAAAUUAACAUAACUAGUAGAAUUACAAUAAGAAAUAAAGAAACAACAAAAUGAAAUAAUGUGUUUGAAAUAGAUUGAAUAAGUUGCCAUUAAGGUGAAAGACCAAGAGUAUGUUCUUUCAUAUGAAAAUAGCUUAUUUAAUGAUCCAGAGACAGGGAAGCGAAUUAAAAAUUAUAUAUUGACCAUUUAAUGCUCAAGAGUACCAAGUUGA
Molecule: messenger RNA, 656 nt
Organism: Paramecium pentaurelia
Lineage: Eukaryota; Ciliophora; Oligohymenophorea; Peniculida; Parameciidae
Source: the annotation of a GenBank genome assembly